AUGUAUCCAUUUUCUCGACUGGUGGAGCUGGCCCGGCAUCGAGAAAUGACCCAGAUCAAACGCAUAGCGCUGCUCAGGGCUGUGAAUAUGGCCCUGUAUUUUGUGUCGGGCAAAUUGUUGGCAUUUUUAUGUCUAGUGGCGUUUGUAUUGAAUGGGGGUACUAUUACGGCGCCCCUGGUGUUUGUGACAAUCACCUUGUUCAAUAACGCCCGCACCAGUCUUACGCUGUAUUUUCCCAAUGGUGUGGCCCAGGGCUCAGAGGCCUUGGUCUCCAUUAAGCGCCUGCAAGAGUUUUUACUGUUGGAGGAAAAAGAGCUCAAUUUAAAGUAUAUCGACAAAUAUGAGACUAGUAGUGAUGGCACGGAUGUGGUGGGCGUCUGGUUGGACGCCGUGACCGCCUCCUGGGCUCUCGACCAGCACUCGGAGCCUACACUUCAUGACAUAUCGUUUAGCGUAAGCGCCGGACAACUUAUCGCUAUUGUCGGUGCUGUCGGGUCCGGUAAAAGUUCACUACUGCUGAGUGUAUUGACCGAAAUGCCUGUCCUGUCGGGCAACUUGAAAGUGAGAGGCAAAAUAUCGUACGCCAGCCAACACAUCCAUAGCCAACAGUCGUGGUCUUUCUCCGGUACGGUUCGGGAGAACGUCCUCUUCGGCGGUGUUUAUAAUGAGGAGAAAUACCGGAAAGUACUACACGUUUGCGCCCUUCAAAAAGACUUGCAAUUAUUUCCAAACGGCGACGCGACAGUAGUGGGCGAAAGGGGUGUAUCAUUAAGUGGUGGCCAAAAGGCGCGCAUCAACUUAGCCCGAGCUCUGUAUAGGGAGGCAGACAUUUAUUUAUUAGACGACCCGCUCAGUACCGUCGACACAGCCGUCGCCAAACAUAUCUACGAGAAGUGCAUCCGAGGCUAUCUGCGGGACAAAACGGUACUUCUGGUCACGCAUCAGCUUCAGUACAUCGCUGACGCCCAGCAGAUAGUUGUUCUUCGGGAGGGCCGGCAACAAGCGAUCGGCACAUACCAAGAAUUAGUGAAUUUGGGCAUUGAUUUUAUCAAUACAUGCGGCGAGAAAAAGGAGGACAAGUGUUUGGACACUACAAAAGUGGCCAAAAAUAACCCAAAACGUCAGGUGUCGGGCACCGGAUGUGAGCACACGGCACAGGGCGACUACGAGCUCCGGGAGGACAACCACAUAGUCGGCGAAAAGCCACAAAUCAACGCUUCCGGCGGCGAACAGCAAACCAUGGGUUCAGUAACGGCCGGUGUGUAUUGGUUGUACGCGCGGUCAGGCGCCGGUAUACUUACCCUAACCAUCAUUAUCGGGGCCAACGUCUUAACCCAACUGCUAUUCAAUGGCAGCGAUUACUUGUUGUCCCUCUGGACGGACAGCGAACAGCACCUGUACCAACACGAGUGGGUACGUGGGCUCUCGCGGCGGGCGAUGAUCAUCACGUUUGGCGCCCUAAUGGCCGGUCUAUUGACCGUAUCGCUGAUCCGUACGGCGCUAUUCUUCAGCUCAUGUAUGGGAGCGUCGGUUACUUUACACAACCGGCUGUUCAAUAGCCUAAUGCGGGCGCCGAUAGCCUUCAUCGACGACCGACCCAUUGGUGUCCUAUUGAACCGAUUCGCGCGCGAUAUGGGACUCGUUGACGACCUCUUACCGGUGACCGCUUUUGACGCCCUCCAGAUCGGUGUCCAACUGGUGGGUGCGGUGGCAAUCACCGCGUGGGUAGCGCCGAUAACUCUGGCCCCGACAGCCGCGUUGGCCGUCAUUUUCCACGUUUUGCGCCGGUAUUACAUACCCAGCGCUCGAGCUGUGAAACGGCUGGAGGCCAGCGCCCGGUCGCCCUUAUACUCGCAACUGUCGAACACAAUGCACGGGUUGGCGACUGUGCGAGGGUUCGGCACCGAGACUACCUGUGCCGACACGUUUGAUGGUCUGCAGGACCGGCACACCGGCGCCUGGUUUAUGUUUCUGUCGGCCAUCCGCUGGUUUGGCAUCGCUCUGGACGUGUUGUGUUGGCUAUACGUGGGCUCAGUCACCGGCUAUAUGACAGCCCAGUCGGACAACCCGUCGAUGACGGCCAGCGCCGUCGGGCUGACAGUGUCCACAGCCCUGUCGUUGUCGGGUGUAUUCCAGUGGGGGGUCCGCCAGUCGGCCGAACUCGAGAGCCAAAUGACAUCAGUCGAGAGGGUCGACGAGUACAGUCACGUCGCGCCGGAGCCGAACCUGGAGACCGGGCUCGACGUGCGGCCACUGCCCGAAGGCUGGCCCCGGGAGGGAGUCAUAGAAUUCAGGGACGUUACCCUAAAGUAUAGCCCAUCGGACCCACCGGUGCUCAAAAAUUUAAACGUUUGCAUUAAUAGCGGAGAGAAAGUGGGUAUAGUUGGCCGCACGGGCGCCGGCAAGUCAUCGCUAAUCGCCGCUCUCUUCCGACUGACCCCUCCCACCGCCGGUGCGGUACUUAUUGACGGCGUGGACACCGGGGCUGUGAGUUUGGCUGAUUUAAGGGGCGGGUUGUCUAUCAUACCCCAAGACCCGGUGCUGUUCGCCGGCACUGUGCGGCUCAAUAUGGAUCCGUCCGGCGAUUACGGAGACAACCGUUUGUGGGAAGCAUUAGAUGCCGUGUGUUUAAAAGAGCGGGUGAUGUUAAUGGCCGGCGCUCUGGACGCCCGGGUGUCCGAAGGGGGCGACAAUUUUAGUGUCGGUCAGCGCCAGUUGCUAUGUCUGGCCCGGGCUUUACUCCGACACAAUCGUAUACUAGUGUUGGACGAGCCGACCGCUAAUGUAGACCCCGGGACAGACGAAUUGAUCCAGGCCACAAUUAGGAACAGGUUUGCUGCGUGCACAGUCUUAAUUAUAGCUCACCGGUUGCACACUAUUAUGGACUCGGAUCGGGUACUGGUGCUCGACUCGGGCCAUGCGGUCGAGUUUGACGAGCCGUACGCUUUGUUGGCCGACGAGAGCGGACUAUUUUCGGGUUUGGUUCGCACGACCGGCACAGGUAUGGCUCGGAAACUGACAGAAAUGGCAAAAAUAGCUUAUAAUAAACGUCAUAAUAUGGACACUGAUGUGUCCGACAGCGAGCGGCCACUAUCUUAUGACUUUGAGGCUGGCAUUGAAACGAACGAUGAGUGUAUCACAUAA
This is a messenger RNA of Medioppia subpectinata, 3144 nucleotides long. Lineage: Eukaryota; Metazoa; Arthropoda; Arachnida; Sarcoptiformes; Oppiidae. The record is from the annotation of a GenBank genome assembly.